Molecule: messenger RNA, 1707 nt
Organism: Temnothorax curvispinosus
Lineage: Eukaryota; Metazoa; Arthropoda; Insecta; Hymenoptera; Formicidae
Exons: 9
Coding region: 1-1707 (568 amino acids)
Biological process (GO): protein phosphorylation
Cellular component (GO): mitochondrion
Molecular function (GO): protein kinase activity; ATP binding
Source: RefSeq, a predicted model, not a curated record
AUGUCGCUGCGCCUGAAUCUCGCGCGACUGUUUGCGAGCCUUCGUCGUCGCAGUGACGACGUCGCACGAUGGCGAUUGCGUUAUCGUCCUCGAGGAUGUCGCUUUCACCCACCGCCCGUGACACGCUGCGCCAACGAAAAUCCUAACCAGUGGACCAACCGCAAUUUCGCCUCGACCGCGUUGUCCCGUAACCCUCGCGCGAAGAUCCGCGAGCCACAAACGGUGGGGCCCAUCGACGAUGAGGAGAAGGAAGAAGAGAAGCAAAAGGGUGGUUUUCUCGCGGACGCGCGAGAGACGGUACUCGUGUUAGCGAGGAUCGCGAUUGUGACCUCGGUUAUCACCACCCUGCUCGCCGCGUAUCUGAUAACGCGUUUCACCUAUACGAAUUCCUUUCCCAUCAUCCUGCGAAAAGGUAUCGAAUUUCUCGGGCCGAUUUUCGUCAAGUUCGGCCAGUGGGUAUCUACGCGGAGGGAUAUUUUCCCGCGAGACAUCUGCGACACGCUCUCGCAGCUGCAACGAAACGUGACGCCACAUUCUUGGCUGGACACGGAGCGUCUGCUCGAGGAGACGUACGGCCCUUCCUGGCGGGACUUAUUCGUGAGAUUCGAGGACGAGGGACUGAUCGGCUCGGGAUGUUGCGCGCAGGUGUACAAAGCGUGGAUCGAUCUGAGUGCGACGCGGGAUUCUCGGACGUCGCGUUUCGUGGAAAACAGAGCUCUCGAUGAAAGUGAUGAAUUCGCGCCUGCCAGUCCGCGUGCCAGGAAAUUGCAAACCGUAGCGGUAAAAGUGUUGCAUCCCGGAAUCAAAGGCCAACUCAAAAAGGACAUCGCGAUAAUGCGCGGUCUUUCCAAGUGCGCCACGCACUUCAUUCCGAAAUUGCGUUGGCUCAGUCUCACGGAUUGCAUCGACGAAUUCGCGCGCAUAAUGGAAGAUCAAAUUGACAUGCGACUGGAAGCCUCCAAUCUCGCGAGAUUUUCGGCAAACUUCUCGAAGAGGGAUGACAUCGUAUUCCCGCAUCCUUACACGCACCUGACCCAUCGCGGGAUACUCGUCGAGAGUUUCCACGAGGGUUCACCCAUAUCCGAUUACCUCAAACACGACGACGCUGGUUUACAACGGAGACUCGCCAGGAUCGGAAUCGCGACGGUUCUUAAAAUGAUAUUUAAGGAUAACUUCAUCCAUUGUGACCUGCACCCGGGCAACAUUCUAGUCGAAAAAGCGGUCGUCCCGAAGGCGAGCCUGUUCAAUACCUUUCGGCGGGUCAUUACCCCCGAUUACGUGGCGCACGACCCACGCCUGAUCAUCCUGGACUGCGGCCUAGUGGUAUCUUUGAAUGAUCGCUGCCGACAAAAUCUCCGAGACGUUUUUUACUCGGUGCUAAUGGGAAACGGCGAAAUGGCGGCGCAAUAUAUCCUGGAGCAUAGCUCGCACAUGACCCCCGAUCCGGACGGAUUCAAGUGUUCGAUGAAGAACAUCGUCAAGUCUCACCUUUGUAAUCCGUUUAACGUAAACGUAAGUACCGUUGUGUCGGAAUUAUUUGCCGCGAUGGUCCGUCACCGAGUCAAGCAGGACGGAUCCUUCAGCAGCGUGAUUCUCAGCAUGCUGGUGAUCGAGGGCCUCGGCCGCUGCCUGGAUCCCGACGUCGAUAUCUUCGCGGAGCUCCUGCCCUACAUCUUCAGCAGCGCUGUACCACGAGUAAAGACCUAG